AUGACUGUUCGCAACCACGGCCUCGCCUCUUCCCGGAGCAAGUCUCGCAAGGCUCACUUCUCUGCGCCCAGCAGUGAGCGCCGGGUCCGCAUGUCCGCGACGCUCUCCAAGGAGCUCAGAGAGAAGUUCAACGUCCGCUCUAUCCCCAUCCGUGUCGGAGAUGAAGUCGUCGUGAACCGCGGAGGACUCAAGGGCCGUGAGGGCCGUGUCAAGAGCGUCUACCGCCGUCGCUACGUCGUCCACAUUGACCGUGUCGUGCGCGAGAAGUCCAACGGCCAGAGCGUUCCCCUCGGUGUCGCCGCCUCCAACCUUGUCAUCACCAAGCUCCACCUCGACAAGGACCGCGAAGAGAUCCUUGCGCGCAUCGCUAAGGGACGUGAGGCUGCCAAGUCGGCUUAA
Aspergillus terreus NIH2624 is the source of this 399-nucleotide messenger RNA. RefSeq names its product 60S ribosomal protein uL24. The transcript has 3 exons. The coding region runs from base 1 to 399 and encodes 132 amino acids. NCBI's taxonomy places the organism in Eukaryota, Fungi, Ascomycota, Eurotiomycetes, Eurotiales, Aspergillaceae. Gene Ontology annotation, cellular component: cytosolic large ribosomal subunit. Gene Ontology annotation, biological process: ribosomal large subunit biogenesis; cytoplasmic translation. Gene Ontology annotation, molecular function: structural constituent of ribosome; RNA binding. The record is from RefSeq and is a predicted model, not a curated record.